Messenger RNA from Salvia splendens (bonfire salvia), 1292 nucleotides. RefSeq lists its product as uncharacterized. The coding region runs from base 9 to 1058 and encodes 349 amino acids. Gene Ontology annotation, cellular component: membrane. Lineage: Eukaryota; Viridiplantae; Streptophyta; Magnoliopsida; Lamiales; Lamiaceae. Gene Ontology annotation, molecular function: ubiquitin-protein transferase activity; zinc ion binding. The transcript has 7 exons. Gene Ontology annotation, biological process: protein ubiquitination. The record is from RefSeq and is a predicted model, not a curated record.
UCUUUUCAAUGUAUAUUCUCUUAAAGACCCUUCACUUUUAUUCCAAUUACUCUCCGAAUUCUUCCAAAGAUCACUUUUUUAUCAUCUGGGUAUCGCUCAAUUUGCCUCUGUUUCCAUCCAUUGCCGAAUGCGUGAUGUUUCUCUUUUUUCUCUUUUGUAGCAUGUUUUCUGAAAUUCUCACAAUUUUGGGGUGCUUGUGUUUUGUAAGAAAGAUAAACACCACUUGUUAUAUGCGUGAGAGCUUGUUGUGCGAAAUCCUCCUUUGUAUUGACCGAAAAAUGGGGGAUCACUUCGUGUUGCUGGUUGAUCGUUUGCUUACUGAGUCGACUCUGGAGGCUGCGAUCGAGGGUAGAUUGAAGCAUGCAGUUCCCAUCACUGUUGAUGAAGAAGCAAUCGACUAUUCGUACCAGAGAGAUUCUGAGGAUAGCUCGUCUCCGAGGAAGGUGGUCGAGUGCAGGAUAUGCCAGGAUGAAGGUUUUGAUUCAAGCAUGGAGGCUCCUUGCUCAUGCUCUGGAAGCUUGAAGUAUGCUCAUCGUAGAUGUGUACAAAAGUGGUGCAACGAGAAGGGUGACACCAUGUGUGAGAUAUGCCAUCAGCAAUUCAAGCCAGGAUACACUGCACCGCCCCCAAUUUUCCGUUUUGGUGGACUUCCUAUGAACUUGAGAGGGAAUUGGCAAAUUGCCAGAACAGAUUUGAACAAUCCGCGCAUUAUUGCAAUGGUCGCCGCUGAUCAUAGCUUUCUCGACCCUGAAUACGAUGAGUACGCUGCUUCCACAUCACGGAGCAUAGUCUGCUGCCGCACAGUAGCCAUAAUAUUUAUGGUACUCCUGAUUAUGCGGCAUACUCUUCCGAUAGUCGUGAGUCGAGCAGGGAAUUAUCCUCUCCCAGUGAUCAUGCUGCUAUUGCUGCGAGUUGCUGGGAUUAUUCUUCCAAUCUACAUCAUACUUAAAGCAGUCACCUCCAUCAUACGACGUCGACAGCAGCAGGCGACGCCUGCAUCUGACGUAGAAUCGAGCCCGUUGCCUCUGAAUCAGCCAGAUUUGAAUGCAGUCAGCUGAAGGGCUGAAUUAGCCAAUAAACUUGCCAGGAAGUGCCAACUGAUACCCGCUUUCGCUGAGGUGGAAGUUGCUCUGUCACAUUUCAUGUUUCAUAAUCUUAAAUGUAAAUUUAUCAAGAAAAGAAGUAGGCUAUAUUUUGAGGUGGGAUUUUGAUACACCUCUGGAAGAAGCAUUUGUACAGAAUACUGAAAAUUGGAAAUAUAAACCAAAAAAAAAACAAAAUCUUUGUGUAAA